Messenger RNA from Protomyces lactucae-debilis, 702 nucleotides. RefSeq lists its product as uncharacterized. The record is from RefSeq and is a predicted model, not a curated record. The transcript has a single exon. Bases 1 to 702 code for a protein of 233 amino acids. Lineage: Eukaryota; Fungi; Ascomycota; Taphrinomycetes; Taphrinales; Protomycetaceae. Gene Ontology annotation, cellular component: cytoplasm.
AUGAGUAACGCAGCGACAGCCGGCCCGUCUCUCAAGGCAUUGCAAUCGCCUUCGCGGCCUCUGGACCAAGUCAAAUCACAUCAGCGCCAUGCGCGCAAAACUUCAAAGAUGUCCGGCAAUAUCCCGCUAGACGACAUCGACCAACUCGAUGUCACAGGCUUGCUAGGAUAUCAUCACGAAGGCCCAUUUGACGCGACAUUGGCAGCGCGCCAAGUACCUGGUUAUGCGCCCUUGGAUGCCGUUCAGUAUGGCAACAAUCUGGCCAUGCGCGCUACUGGUCAAUCCAAGAUGGAUGAAGUCAUGCGAGGCCAUAUUCCACUAGACGGCGUAGCCUCCGUGGCACCAGGAGAGAGGGAUAGCACUGGUGAGCUGCUCGACUACGAAGAUGAGAAUGUUGAGCGCGGCGAGGGUAUGGACAAUCAAGGCUCUGGAGCACGACCAGCUAGUGGUGUUGCAGAUGAUGAUGUCUCGGAGCUUGGCAAAUGGAUUGACGGUGAUAUUAGUGGUUCAUCUACACGGCCUACAACGGGCAGUUCUAUUGCCAUGAAGUCAAAGCACAAGAAGCAAGUCUCCAUCGCUGGGGAGCAUGGUAUUGUCGAGUACGACCCUGAGCUAGACGAGGAUGAGGCACCUACGGCCUCGAGCAGUGGGACGACCGGCUUGUUUGGCAGUCUCAAGAAGCGUCUUUCCAUCAAGCGUUAG